AUGCUCAAUGACUCCAUGGCAAAGCAGUUCAGGAAGCUAUUCACCAACUGCUCAGCCUUGAAGGAGCUCAACUUGUCUGGCAACGCCUUGUCAUGGACACAGCAAAGGAUGCUGGGCAAAGGACCAGCAAGAUCACUCCAGACACUCCAACUUGCUAGCAACAGGCUGACCAUCAUCAAAGCUGGAUUUGCUGAGGGUCUCUGUAAGCUGACAGAGCUGGACCUCAGCAAAAACGGCCUGCACACUCUGGACUUGCACUUUUUGCAAGGCAUGGAGACAAGCCUCACCAGCUUGAAUCUGGCCUCAAACAUCCUCAACAAGGUGCUGUUGGCAUGGAAAGACAACAUGCCAGUGCUGGUGCAGCUCAACUUGAGCUGGAACUGUUUGGCCCACUUCCCAUUCAGUUUCCUUGGCGUGGGCCAAAUGCACCUCCACAUUCUGCACAUGGAAGGCAACCAGAUUUCCAACUCCAACAUCACACAGGCCUUGACCCUCAGGCAGGGGCAAGAGAAGCUCAAGCUGGUGCACCAACCACAGUUCCUGGCCCAUCACCAAAAUGACAUGCUGGCGAUAUGCAAAGAUGGCAGCUUCAAAAUCCUCAAUGGCAUUCCUCUACAUGCCAACUAUGAGGGCGACUACUUCCACCACCUCCACAAACAAGAGAUGCAGUACCUGUUGGGCCUUGUCAAACUUCAG
Acanthamoeba castellanii str. Neff is the source of this 696-nucleotide messenger RNA. Its product is annotated as leucine rich repeat domain containing protein. The record is from RefSeq and is a predicted model, not a curated record. The transcript is spliced from 3 exons. The annotation marks the transcript as partial. NCBI's taxonomy places the organism in Eukaryota, Discosea, Longamoebia, Acanthamoebidae. Gene Ontology annotation, molecular function: protein binding.